ACACUGUCCAUGUAUCGCGCCUCACACGGCAACAACUGGCGUGCUCCUGCGCCUCCCUCCGUGGGUGUGUGCAGACGACAUGGCCUCGUGAGUCCCGGCGAGCCGCCAUGUACCCAUCCAGGGAAAAGGAUGCAGUGCCAUCUCUUCCUUCAUGUACGCGUGUGUGUGUGUGCCUGUGUAGACCUUGCGGUUGAGGAAGGGGGCCGGUUAGAGUGCGACUGCAUCCACUUCGUGCAUAUCGAUGGCGUCGGCAAGCUGAAGCGGGUAUGCAUAUCACAAGGGUAUGUCACACGGUUGAGCGGAUUCAAGUUGUGUGUAUAAUCAGGCCUACCACAUGGGCAAUGUCACCCAUCUUGAGUUCGAGCUGCUGACGGGCGGCAGUCCCAUCCACCGCCUCGCGACCAAGCACCUUGACGCGCUCGGCCGAUCGCUGCUCCGGGAGUCGGAGGCCCGAUGUUGGAUGCGGCCGAUCAUCGAGACCUACGGCGAGCUGCUGGGCAAAGGAAUCUAUCAUGGGUAUGAUCUGUGUGGGUGACACACCCCCGUAGGCAGACAGUCAAGAUAUGGGUUGACGGUGUGUGUGUGUGUGUGUGUGUGCUUGCUGUAGCGACCACCACCUGGACAACGUCGUAUUCGACGCCGAGGAUCGGCCGAAGCUGAUAGUCUUCGAGAUGGUCCAGUUCUUCCUCCCCAAGGUGAGUGGACACGGCAGCCACACAUGCAGACCCGCCGCCCGCUCGCUCGCUCACCGAUCAUGUCUGUCUGUCUGUCGGCCAGGGCGGAACCGUCAACAGCGGACCAAAUCCCAAAGGCGUCCGAUACUUCAAUGCGCCAGAGGCAAGCGCACAAAGAUAGGCGCAGGCAGACAGACAGGCAGACACUGUUAAUGUCAUUUCUGCUUACAGGCUGCGAUGCCCUUCGCAUGGUAUGACCCCGAGAAGGCCACUGUGUAUUCGCUGGGCCAGAUGCUCCGCGUGCUGUUCGAGUAUGGGCACGACUCCGCCACCCGUGACCUCCACCAGCCGCCCACCCCCUCGCCCUUCCACAGGGCCGACCUGUCGCCCGACGUGAAGUCUGAUCAAUUGGCAGGUAUGCUUUGUCUCACCAGACUUGGACACACCCCGUGCACCCACGGCUCAUGUGGACAGUCAGCUGGACAGACAGCGGAGGGGCCAAAUCGCUGGCUACAUUUUAUAUUUGCCCGGGACAUUUCAACACUUUGCCGUGCAUUCUGAUGUGAAGGUGAGAUGCACCGCGUUGCAUUGACGGGGCUUGUCCAUUAUAUCUCUGCGUGCAGGGCAUGUCUGACGAUACGAUAUGCAGAGGUGGUUGUGUGGUGACAAAUAUAGAGGAGACACAAGAGAUGCUUUGUGUGGCGCACCUCGCCGAGUACGUUGCCACGAGACACAAGAUGAAGAGAAAGAGACAUCAUCGCCUGUCAUGUGCUGUGGAAUCGUUCUGUCUCAGGACCAGUCGUGUAUUCGGGCCACCGUUGCAGUAUCACUUGUUUGCUUCCCUCGUGGGAUAUCAGGGACACUCCUCGCAGCAUAGCACAGCUUUAAUCCUAUCUUGCGUAAGCGUGUGCAUGACGGCCUCCUCAAUUUCUCCCUCUCUCUCGGAACGUCUGUGCAGACGACGUGGCCUUGUGAGUCCCGACGAGCCGCUGUGUGCGCAUCCAAAGGAUGCAAUGGCGUCUUUUCAUUCGUGCAUGUGUCCGUGUGCGUGUGUGUGUGUGUGUGGUGCUUGUCCACUGUGGUGUGUGUACCCACAGAGAAAUCUCUCCCCAUCUGUGGGAUCCCUACCUGAACAAAUAUGUCAUAGAUGGACUCGGUUUGGUUUCGUUGGUGUGGUGUAAAAACCCGGAGGGGAUACUGUCAUGUUACGGACUAAUGCAUUUCUCCCCUCCCCAGAGAGAACGGUUUCACACAAUGCCCUCUUGUCGUGCGAGCUUGGCGCAGAUCUUCCCCCCUGUGUGCGGCUUGUGUGGCAGCUGUUCGACUCCUCGCCACUUGAUCUCUCUUUCUCUCCCUCUCCCAACACCUCGGAACCCGUCACCCCCUCCUCCCCCUUCGCUCAUCCCCCCUAUCCAUCCAUCCAUCCACCGAUGGCGUGCAUCUGCCGCCAUCUCUUCUCCCGCCCCUCCCCCCGCUUCGGGCACUGGUGCUCCCGCGUGCCGCCCCCCUGCGACCCCCCGGAGGCCGUCGACCAGUUCGAUAUGACCUGGGGCUUCAACGACAUCGGCCACUUCCCGCACGACCAGGUGGAGUGGCUGGGCGCCAUCACCGCGGGGGCCGCAGCUGCUGUCCACAAGGCCCGCAACAAGGCCACUGGGGAGGUCGUGGCGCUGCGGACGGUGGCCAACCGGGACUUGGUGGAGGCGGGGGGCGAUGGGAGCGAUUGGAUGCCACGCCUGCAGCGCGAGAUUCGGGCUCUGGAGGCCGCCAAGGGCAUCGACGGCGUCGUGGAUCUCAAGAGGGUAGGUGGGCACAUCCAUGAAAGGAACCUUUGAUGGGUGGGCACUUGACUUGUGUGUGGGGCUGUUCUAUCUCUGUGUGUUAUGCAGGUGUACCACAUGGGCCAGGUCAGCCACAUGGAGUUCGAGCUGCUGCCAGGUGGCAACAUGCUCGAGCGGCUGGCCACCCGCCAUGUGGACACCCUCGGCCGAUCAGUCCUGACAGAAGCCCAGAUGAGGGCCUGGAUGCGGCCCGUCGCUGACGCGUACGCCAAGCUGCUCGCCAAGGGGAUAUACCACGGGUGGGCGCACGCCAGAAAAACACUGACACAGAGGGAUGGAAGAGAUCCCACUGAUGAGCCCUGUGUGGACUUCUGCGUGUCUGUGUGUAUAUCUCAGCGAUGAGCACCUCAACAACAUCGUCUUCGACGCCAACGACAGGCCAAAGCUCAUCGAUUUCGAGUCGACACAGUUCUUCGCAGCUCGCCUGGUGCGUACGGGGUGCACUUAGGGGGAGCAGUCAGUAUGCCGCCCACUGUGUGUGUGUGUGUGUCGUCAGGGGGGUGGUCUCGUGAAUGCCGGACCGCAGCCACGGGGGGUAUUCUAUUACAAGUCACCUGAGGCAAGACAGACAUUCACACAAGGAGAGAGAGAGAGCUUACAGACAUGAGGUGUGCCUCUGUGCCAUUCCUGCAGGCAACCACGCCAUGUGCCCUCGUCGACCCCGAGAAGUCGACGGUUUUCUCACUGGGUCAGAUGCUGCGGGUGCUGCUGGAGUUCGGCCACGACCCGGCCACCCGAGACCUCCACCAGCCGCCGCCCAAGCCAUCACCAUUCUACAGGACGGACCUCUCGGCGGACGUGAGGCAGCUGAUAGAGAGCAUGACGGCGGCAGACCCCCGCAUGCGGCCAUCCAUCGCACAAGUGCUCAGGCAUCAAUGGUCAGUACACCUAUACGCAGCAAAGACGCAACAGACAGCUGGGGGGCUACUGAUCUCAUUUGCCUUACUGUGUCUACAUGCAGGUUUGCCCCGUCUGGGCAAUGGACACUGCCCUCCACACAGACGCCGUCCCAUCCCCACCCUGAUACCACCAGCACCCGAGCUGCACCGUCCCAACAGCAUGUGCCAGCGGCCCGUCGCACACCUUCAACGCCCCCGCCCCCCUCAAACGCGCCGAUGCCGGCCGUGUACUUCGCGCCCCCCUCCCUCCUGCCCCCCUCACAGGCCCAGUAUCGCCACUGGCCGAUGCCCGGCCACCCACUCCCACCACACCACCACCACUAUCACCCGCACCCACAGCCACAGCCGCAGGCACUUAUCGUGAGAGGCUAAGUGGACGGCAGAAGCGCUCUCUCGACCGACUCUCGUCCAAUGGAUGUCUUCGCUUUGUGCUGGACUCUGCUGUGCUGCUUUUCCUCAUGGGCCAUCCUUGGUUUGGCGAACCACACCACACCCAGCGAUGGUUGGCCGCUUGGCAGGCAGGCAGGCAGGCAGCUCGGGGAGAGGGGUCGAGGGGGUAAAGCGUAUUGUUUAUCGGUUGUGGGCAGCGCAGCCGUCAUCAAGACAGCUGGUGUGAUCGAUGCAGCCAGCCGGCCAGCAAUCGUUGUAAUGGAGUGCAUGGCCAAAUGGAUUCAACACACCACCCCACACGCAUGUGUGUAUCGGUUGGCGAGCCAGGCAGAUCGUUUGGAGGGAGGGACUUGUUUAUUGGUUGUUGGUCGGUCGGCAACAGACAGGCAGGCUACAUUGCAUGAGAGCCUGGUAACGGGCCGUUGGUUUUGACCUGCGAUUCUGCUGGACGGUAUGGCCUAUCUUCGGGUGCCGCUGUGGGGUGAGAAGGACUCGGUUGGGUGGCUUGGUAACUUGUGCUGCGCGUG
Vitrella brassicaformis is the source of this 4331-nucleotide messenger RNA. NCBI's taxonomy places the organism in Eukaryota, Vitrellaceae. The record is from the annotation of a GenBank genome assembly.